Molecule: messenger RNA, 225 nt
Organism: Trichoderma reesei QM6a
Lineage: Eukaryota; Fungi; Ascomycota; Sordariomycetes; Hypocreales; Hypocreaceae
Exons: 3
Coding region: 1-225 (74 amino acids)
Source: RefSeq, a predicted model, not a curated record
AUGUACCUUACCCAGCUGGAGGAACUUUUUGAGAAUGAUGGCUCGGGUCAGCCCAAGGCCAAGAAUGGCAACCGGCCUAUUACCGACUUCGUGGGGCGUGGGCAGAGUCCAGCUGUGGCGUCUGCUUUACAGUACAAACAGGGACUCGAGGGAGCUUACCACCUGCCAGUUUACAACCUGUCUAUCAAGGUUGUCUACCUGCCGUCCUUCACUGCCAUGUUCUAG